CCAUAUCAUAACUCUUCUUAUAUAUAUCUCAACAAAAAAAUUCCACACAAAAUUAAAUUCAAUACAAAUUACAUUGAGUUAGUUUUAUUGUGUGUAACAAAAUAUUAUGGCCUCAAAAAAGUUGAUUUGUGUGUUGUUACUUGUGGUGUUAUGUUUGUCUAAUUUUGGUAGUUGUAAAGAAAUUCAUGAUGAUGAAGUUGUUGAACAACAAAUUAGUAAAGAAAAUGAAAAUUCAGAGUCAUCAUCAUGGGCAGGAUGGGCUAAAGAUAAGAUUUCUGAAGGACUUGGUUUAAAAUCUAAUGAUAAUGAUGAUUCUAGUGUUAAACAUGCUUCUGAUUCAACUAUGGAUGCUGCUAAGAAUGCUAAAGAUAAGAUUACUGAUACUGCUUCAGGAACUGGACAAUACGUAGCAGACAAGACAGGAGAUCUGAAGAACGCCGCAGAAGAAGUGAAAAACAGAGCAUACCAAACUACCGAAGAAGCGAAAAACAAAGCAUACGAAACAGCAGAAACAGCAAAAGAAAAAGCAGCAGAGAAGUCAGAGGAAGCCUACUCAAAAGCAGGGGAAGCAAAAGAAAAAGCCUACUCAGAAGCUGAGAAGGCGAAACACAAAGCAGGGGAAGCAAAAGAAAAGGCUUGUUCAGAUGCUGAAAAGGCGAAACACACUACCUCCGAGAAAACACAAGAAGCUUACCACAAAACAGGGGAAGCAAAGGAAAAAGCCGCAGAGAAAACAGAGGAAGCGAUGGGGAAAAUGAAGGAAACGGGCGAAAAAGCGGAGGGGGAGGCGGAGGAACAUAUAAAUUGGGCGAAAGAAGGAUACGAAAGCGCGAAAAACAAAGCGGGAGAGACAUUGGAGAAAGCUAAAGAAAGUGUAGCUUCAAAUUUGGAAUCAGCUAAGGAGAAAGUAAAAGGGAAAAAAAGAGAUGAAGAGUUGUAAGCAAGUUAAAGUUGCGCGGACUCUUUACUUUGACUCUUUUACUUUCUUUACUUUCAAUGUCGUGUCAUAUCG
Solanum verrucosum is the source of this 1012-nucleotide messenger RNA. RefSeq names its product late embryogenesis abundant protein D-29. Bases 107 to 940 code for a protein of 277 amino acids. The record is from RefSeq and is a predicted model, not a curated record. The transcript is spliced from 2 exons. NCBI's taxonomy places the organism in Eukaryota, Viridiplantae, Streptophyta, Magnoliopsida, Solanales, Solanaceae.